GAGCGGGUGGGACAUGGCGGCAGGCGUGGGGAUGCGCGGCCUCGGCAGGCAAUCUGGUGCUCUGAAAAGGAAGCUCCAGUCACCACAUGGAAACCCGCCCGUGAAAAGAAAACGUAAAUUAUCCACAAACACCUUCAGGAAGGGUGCCACGGAGGCUGGCAGGAGGGAGGAGGGAAGCUCAUCACAAAAAACUGUUCCUAAGAAGCAGCUGAGUGACAAACAGAAUGAAAGCCAGAAGAACAAACCUUUCAUCAAGACAUCCAGCUUGUUUAAAAACAACCCAGACAUCCCAGAAAUUCACAGAAAAGAAGUGCGGCAGGUGCAAGAAAAUGUUUUCACUACAGAUUCCUUCAGCCAGCUGGACCUCCACCCACACCUGAUCUCCACAAUAAACGCUGUCCUAAACAUAUGCAGCAUGACCAGUGUUCAGAAGCAAACAAUUCCUGUGCUCCUGCAAGGCAGAGAUGCCCUGGUGAGAUCUCAGACUGGUUCAGGUAAAACUCUUGCCUAUGGAAUUCCACUUGUGCAGUCUUUGCAAGGAAUGGAAUCCAAAAUACAGCGCAGUGACGGCCCCUACGCGCUCGUGCUCGUCCCAACCAGGGAGCUUGCACUCCAAAGUUUUGAUACAAUCCAGAAACUACUUAAGCCAUUUACCUGGAUUGUGCCUGGAGUACUAAUGGGGGGAGAAAAGAGAAAAUCAGAAAAAGCCAGGUUAAGGAAAGGGAUAAACAUCCUCAUCUCCACCCCUGGCCGCCUGGUUGAUCACAUCAGGUCCACGCAGUGCAUUCAUUUCCGUCGCACUCAGUGGCUGAUCAUUGAUGAGGCAGACAGGAUCCUGGACCUGGGCUUUGAGAAGGAUGUGGCUGUGAUACUGAAUGCUUUAAAUGCUGAGAGAGAGACACGUCAGAAUGUGCUGCUCUCAGCCACCCUCACCGAAGGAGUGACACGCCUGGCUGAUAUCAGCUUGAAUGACCCCGUCAGCAUUUCCAUAGCAGAUGAAAUCCAGAAGGUGCCUGAACCAGCAGCACAAACAGACAGGAAAGCCAGCAGUUCAUCAAACUGCAUGGAGCAGGAAAACUUUGCUGUUCCAGAGACACUCCAGCAGUAUGUCAUGGUGGUCCCCAGCAAACUGAGGCUUGUCACGUUAGCAGCUUUUAUCCUGCAGAAAUGCAAGUUUGAAAAGCGCCACAAGAUGAUCAUCUUUUUCUCCAGCUGUGAACAAGUGGAAUUCUACCACGAGCUCCUUGCAAAGGUCCUUUCAGGAGGGCCAGAGUCAGAACAACCUGGACAUUCACCCCUCUCCUCUGUGAGCUUGCAUUUUCUACGUCUGCACGGCGACAUGGAACAGGAAGAAAGGACAGAGGUCUUCCAGGAGUUCCUAAAAUCCAAGACAGGCAUCUUGCUUUGCACUGAUGUAGCAGCACGGGGGCUGGACCUGCCUCAAGUGACGUGGAUUGUACAGUACAACGCUCCGGCUUCACCUGCGGAAUACAUCCACCGGAUCGGGAGGACGGCGCGCAUCGGCUGCCGCGGGAGCAGCCUGCUCGUGCUGGCUCCUUCAGAGGCAGAAUAUGUCAGCUUGCUGGCUUCUCACAAGAUUAAUGUUUCAGAGCUGAAGAUGGAGAAGGUGUUGGCCACCCUGAUGAGAGAUGAUCGCUUCAGGGUGCACAGACCAGGGAGCAGGAAAUCCUGUGGCAAGAGCCCUCAGGAAGUCCGGGAGAGGGCCACAGUCCUGCAGACAAAAUUUGAAAAUCUCGUCCACUCCAGCGAGGGGACUGUCCAGUGGGCCAAGAAAGCACUGCAGUCUUUCCUUUGUGCCUAUACCACCUAUCCCAAGGAGCUCAAGCACAUCUUCCACAUCAAAUCUCUCCACCUGGGUCAUGUGGCCAAGAGCUUUGGGCUGAGAGAUGCCCCCCAGAACCUGACUGCUCUUCCAACUGCAGGCUCAAAGAGGAAAACCAAAGCCAAGCCAAAAAGGUCUGAGCUGCUCAAGAAGACCCACAGCAGGCGUCGCCUUGCUGAGCUCCUGUGCUCUGAAUAUUCCAGUGGGAUGGACACUGCUGGGGCCAAGGUCAAGAAGAAGAAGAAAAAGCAGAGAAAAGCUGGCAACCAGCAGAUUCCAACAUAAGCCAGGCCCUUCCAGUCUGUGGCUGUAAAAGCUGCUGGAGUGCCUCAGCCGGGGGUCGGGGUGACCUGCCAAGGCAGCUGAGGAGUGUUUCCAUUUAUCAGGCAAGUGUGGGAGGGAUCCUGGGGCUCUUGGCCUCCUCCCCUUCAUUCCAUAGGUCCAAGAGGAAUGGAAUCUGGGCGUGUCCUGGUGUGCUGCUGCAGUUCAACGUGGCCUCCUGAAGAUGCACCGUGCUCCUGAGAUGGUUUUUUAGCAAGGAAAAUAAAAAAAGGUUAAAUAUGA
Messenger RNA from Melospiza melodia melodia, 2407 nucleotides. RefSeq names its product DEAD-box helicase 31 (gene DDX31). Gene Ontology annotation, cellular component: nucleus. Lineage: Eukaryota; Metazoa; Chordata; Aves; Passeriformes; Passerellidae. The transcript is spliced from 20 exons. Gene Ontology annotation, molecular function: ATP binding; RNA helicase activity; nucleic acid binding. Gene Ontology annotation, biological process: ribosome biogenesis. The coding region runs from base 14 to 2128 and encodes 704 amino acids. The record is from RefSeq and is a predicted model, not a curated record.